AUGCAGGAUUUGUCAGCUGGUUGGCUUCAUUGUGAUCCUGGUCCAUUGUUUAAACCAGAGCAUUUCACUUUACCCGGAUGGGUUCCUCAAUGGUUUCCUUGGAGAGAAUUUGCGGUGUUGCCAGUACAAUGGCAUGCUUUGUUGCUUGGUCUUUUUGCAUCAAUUAUAGCACCUUUUGGAGGCUUCUUUGCAAGUGGUUUCAAAAGAGCUUUCAAAAUCAAGGAUUUUGGCGAUAGUAUUCCUGGACAUGGUGGAAUUACCGACAGAAUGGAUUGCCAGAUGGUGAUUGGUGUGUUUGCGUACAUCUAUCAUCAGUCAUUUGUCGUGCCUCAUAGCAUAUCAGUUGAAAUGAUUUUUGACCUGAUAUUGAUGAACCUCACUUUCGAGGAGCAGCGAGCUCUGUACAUGCAGCUUGGGCAGAUUAUCCAGGAGAGGCUGUAUGUAGAUUCUUAA
Ilex paraguariensis (yerba mate) is the source of this 453-nucleotide messenger RNA. Lineage: Eukaryota; Viridiplantae; Streptophyta; Magnoliopsida; Aquifoliales; Aquifoliaceae. The record is from the annotation of a GenBank genome assembly.